Molecule: messenger RNA, 975 nt
Organism: Phialemonium atrogriseum
Lineage: Eukaryota; Fungi; Ascomycota; Sordariomycetes; Cephalothecales; Cephalothecaceae
Product: aldo/keto reductase-like protein
Exons: 4
Coding region: 1-975 (324 amino acids)
Cellular component (GO): cytosol
Molecular function (GO): aldose reductase (NADPH) activity
Source: RefSeq, a predicted model, not a curated record
AUGUCGCCACUGACCAGCGCUGCCCCUAACGGCAGUCCCCUCAAGCCGAUCCAGAUCCCAGCCCUCGGCCUCGGCACCUUCGAAGCCGCCGCCGACGAUGCCGGCCGCUGUGCUCGUGCCGUCUCGCACGCCCUGCGAACCGGCUAUCGACACAUCGACACGGCCGCCGCCUACGGGUGCGAGGCAGAGGUCGGCGAGGGGAUCCGCGAUAGCGGCAUCCCGCGGGGAGAUAUCUUCCUGUGCACGAAGUUCUGGCAGCAGUGGCACGCUCCCGAGGACGUGGCGAGGAGCCUGGAUGAGAGCCUCGCCCGCCUGCAGACCAGCUACGUUGAUCUGUACCUCAUGCACUGGCCGCUGGCGUUUGAGCGCACCGACGACUACGAGAUCAGGACUCGUGAGGAUGGGAAGCCGGUGGUCAAUGAGGAACUGUCGUCGAACCAUGAACCAACGUGGCGGGCAAUGGAAGAGCUGGUGAGAAGAGGGAAGACAAGAGCGAUUGGGGUGUCAAACUUCAACGUCGAGCAAUUGAAGAAGCUCUUGAGCUUUGCCAGAAUUAAGCCGGUUUGCAACCAGGUGGAGGCCCAUCCGUGGCUGCCGCAGAAGGAAUUGCUGGAGUUUUGUCGCGAGAACGAUAUUGCCUUUGUGGCAUACUCUCCAUUGGGGAGCCAGAGCGGCCCGAAAACGAUGCACACUCUGACGGCGCGUUUACUUGAAGACGAGACGGUUGUGGAAGUUGCUCAUCGACUGAAGACUGGGCCGGCACAGGUCCUACUGGCUUGGGCAAUUCAAAGAGGCACCGUGGCAAUUCCAAAAUCAAGCAAUCCGAAGAGAAUUGAUGACAAUCUUAAGGUGAUCGAGUUGGGGAAGAAAGACUUUGAUUUGAUUGAUCAGAUUACAGUUCGGGAUCCUUUGAAGCGAAAUCGGUUGGUCAAUUUUGACACCGUAUGGGGUGUGAAUUGUUUUGGGGAUGAGUAG